GUUGCAUGUACCAGAGUGAAAGUAGCAGACCCUCGCAGGUUAAUGUGUGAGAGAUGGUAUAGGGAGACCUAUAUAGACUGAACCUACAUUUCUGAGCGCUUUAUGAAUAUUCAAUGAGCUCUGGGCUGGGCGGGGUUCGUGGACCAAUCAGCUGCUCGGGCGAGUCUCCGCAGUUCUCUGUAUUGGAAUAGAGAAGGCGAGCGGAGCUGAUACCCAUCAGCAGAUCCGUGCAGCAUCCGCGCAUCAGUACAUCUUCUCUGCCUUUAGAAGAAAGAAGAAAGGACAGCAAAUAUGCCCGCGUCGGCUCAGUCUCGAAUCGGGACUCAGAUGCUCUUCCAAAGUUUCGUGGUCGACACAGGUUUGCAGUUUCGUGCUCCGCUGGGGUGUAUAGAAUGAAGGAUUUGGAGAGCAGGAAAGGCGCGCAGAGAUGUCGUUGCCCUUGUUGAAGAUCGGGGUUGUGCUCAGCACCAUGGCCAUGAUCACUAACUGGAUGUCGCAGACUCUGCCCUCACUGGUGGGCCUCAACGCCACCAGGCUGAUGGCGGCUGCGCCUGCGGGAGCGGACCGUAGCACGGCUGUGCUUCCUGCAAACCCAGAGGAGUCGUGGCAGGUGUACAGCUCAGCGCAGGACAGUGAAGGCAGGUGUGUGUGCACCGUGGUGGCUCCGCAGCAGACCAUGUGCUCACGGGAUGCCAGGACCAAGCAACUGAGACAGCUCCUUGAAAAAGUACAGAACAUGACUCAGUCUAUCCAGACCUUGGAUGAGAGGACACAGAAGGACCUGCAGUAUGUUCACAGGAUGGAGGUGCAGCUACGUGGCCUGGAGACUAAAUUCAAACAGGUUGAGGAAAACCACAAGCAGAAUAUCGCUAAGCAAUACAAGGCCAUAAAAGCGAAAAUGGAGGAACUUAGGCCAAUGAUACCAGUGUUGGAGGAAUACAAGGCCGAUGCAAAAUUGGUAAUGCAGUUUAAAGAGGAGGUCAAGAAUCUGACGUCAGUGCUAAGCGAGCUGCAGGAGGAGAUCGGAGCCUUUGACUACGAGGAGCUCCACCACAGGGUGUCAAAUCUUGAGGAGAGGCUCCGUGCAUGCAUGCAAAAAUUAGCUUGUGGAAAGCUCACAGGAAUAAGUGACCCUGUCACUAUUAAGGCAUCCGGAUCAAGAUAUGGAUCGUGGAUGACUGAUCCUCUUGCCACUGACGGUGAUACGAGGGUCUAUUACAUGGAUGGCUACCACAACAACCGUUUUGUACGUGAGUACCCGUCCAUGGCAGACUUCAUGAACACAGAUAACUUUACCUCUCAUCGGCUCCCUCACCCUUGGUCUGGCACUGGUCAGGUGGUCUACAAUGGCUCAAUAUAUUUCAACAAGUUCCAGAGCCACACUAUUAUUAAGUUUGAUUUUAAGACCUCAUCGAUCAGUAGGUCCAGCCAGCUGGAUAAUGCUGGAUUCAACAAUCGAUACCACUACUCAUGGGGUGGCCAUUCUGAUAUUGAUCUGAUGGUGGAUGAAGGAGGGCUUUGGGCAGUGUAUGCCACCAAUCAGAAUGCAGGAAACAUUGUAAUCAGCAAGCUCAACCCAAUAACACUGCAGGUAAUCAAGAGCUGGACCACCAAUCAUCCAAAAAGGAGUGCUGGGGAAGCUUUUAUGAUCUGUGGAACUCUUUAUGUUACAAACGGCUACUCUGGAGGAACAAAGGUCUACUAUGCCUUUCACACUAACUCCUCCACCUACGAGUACAUUGACAUCCCUUUCCAGAACAAGUAUUCUCACAUUUCAAUGUUGGACUACAACCCCAAGGACAGAGCACUCUAUGCUUGGAACAAUGGGCAUCAAGUGAUGUACAAUGUAACCCUGUUCCACCUUAUCCGCUCUGAGUAGCUGUAAGUCCUAAUACGGUGACAUUCUUAAUGUAGAUCUGAUGGUGUUUUGAAACAAUAGAAUAAUCAGUGACUGUUCAAUAAAAGACGUCAAAAUAUAUUCAAAGUAAUAUUAGGCAGUGUUGCCAAAAAGUUAUGCCUUUCUUUUUUAAGAUUUAGAUGUUAAACUCACUCUUUCAUUAAAUGAUUGUGUUCUGAAUUUUGUAUCACAAAGUACUUGUACAGCUUUGUCUAUUAAAAUGAUAUAAACCCAUCUGACAGUCAAGUAUAAUGCAGAAAGGAAGACAUUACUAUUUAUUUACCUAAUCAUACCCUUUGUAUCAUGAGCAAUCAAUAAUCUUUAAAUACCAACUAAAGAUAUAAAGGCAUUGACUGUUGGAGGCACUCUGUUAUGGUAAAAAAUGUAUUUUGUGAUUGUAUGUAGCGUUUUACUCAGAGUUUGCAUGAAUAUUUGAUAGCACUGAGGUUCAUCUUCAGAUGUAUGUAUUUCUCAGUAAUAUGGCACCUGUAUAUGAAAAGGACAGUAGAUUAGCAAUGGGUUCAUGCUUUUUUAUUUUUUUUGCUGUACUUUAUUUUCCACUUUCUUUCUUUACAUUAACCCUACCGUGCAUCUGAAGUUUUGUGUUUAUAGAAACUGAAUUGGUGGUUUAAUUGUAACUAAAAAGACUUUAUCAAACCAUAUUCGUCAGCAAAAAUAGUAUGAUAGAAUGUAUUAAAAGCGUAUUUAUGAGAUAGCAGUCAUUUCUUUGAUUGUAUUUUAAAACUUCACCUAUCGACUGUCUUCGUAGUUUAGAAUCUUUUCAUGGUGGCAUUCAAAACUGUUACGCUUGCAUAUGUGUCGUGUCUGCAGUGUGAUUGAUAUCAAUAAAACCAAUCUUUAUUUUA
Messenger RNA from Trichomycterus rosablanca, 2763 nucleotides. RefSeq names its product olfactomedin 1a (gene olfm1a). Gene Ontology annotation, biological process: signal transduction. Lineage: Eukaryota; Metazoa; Chordata; Actinopteri; Siluriformes; Trichomycteridae. The transcript has 6 exons. Bases 428 to 1879 code for a protein of 483 amino acids. The record is from RefSeq and is a predicted model, not a curated record.